Cherax quadricarinatus is the source of this 4507-nucleotide messenger RNA. Its product is annotated as galactosylceramide sulfotransferase. Gene Ontology annotation, cellular component: membrane. Gene Ontology annotation, molecular function: galactosylceramide sulfotransferase activity. The record is from RefSeq and is a predicted model, not a curated record. NCBI's taxonomy places the organism in Eukaryota, Metazoa, Arthropoda, Malacostraca, Decapoda, Parastacidae. Gene Ontology annotation, biological process: glycolipid biosynthetic process.
CAAAGGGAGAGAGUCUUAAAAAAAUCUUUGUAUUCUCAAUAAAUCUUUGGAGUGUACUCUCCGUACGUACAGUGAAGCGUGUGUGUAUGGAUAUAAAUUCUAGUGAACACAGAUGCAAUACAUGAUUAGGAAUACAAGAUGAUCUCUGAAAAAACUUAAAUAGUAAUAUGUGAACCUAUCGGAAUGAUCAGCAGGACGCCCAUCAGAGUUACUGUAAGGUGAACCCGUCAGAAUAAUUAACACCUUGAAUAUUUGGUGCCGAGGCAACAGGAUGCUGUGGCACUGUAGUGCGUGAUCAAAGAGAGACAGUCUGGCACCUUGAAAGGAGGAACACAAGUCAUUUGCAUGCAACACUGCGUCAUUAUGACUAUUUUCAAUAAGAGAGGGAUGGGAAAGAACGCUAAAGCCAUAAGUCAUAAAGUACCUGAGGAAUGGGAAGAAAAGGAAAGGCAUUUCCAAGGAAAGGAAGGGUAUCCGAUUCUGUGAAUGACGGCUCUCACGAGACAAUAUUUAUCAGUACUACACUUAUUGCAAACGAUAAUAAGUACUACAACUGUUGCAAGAGAUAGCAAUUGCUACAACUAUUGGAAGAGAUAGCAACUGCUAAAUAUUGUAAGAGAUAGCAGUUGCUACAACUAUUGCAAAAGAUAAUGAUGACGUGGCAAUGUAGACUGAUUAAAGAACCAACAACGGUGACAUAAAACUGAGAAGGCACUGUCCGCAUCAGGCUGAGAGCCAGCAUUACCCACAUCAGGCUGAGAGCCAGCACUGCCCAUACCUUGGCUAUUACCUCCUUAACCUCACCAGGAAUGCGUUGUGGACGGUGCCUGGCUCAUGGCUCUCACCAUGAUCAAGAAGAAAGAUUCAAAAGUAACCAAAAAGAAGGAGAGCGGGGGACCCACGCUGAUGGUGAAGAUGCUGGUGUUGCUCUGUGUGGUGAGCAGCAUGGCUCUGGUUCUCCAGCUCAACCUCACUAACCAACAGAAUCUCUUGCUCAGGAACAUCAAAGGAAUGGAGGAGCCUCGGGCAUGGUCAGCACAGAGAGCAGUACCCACCUGCCGUCCCCGCCGUCAUCUGGUAUUCCUUAAGACACACAAGUGCGGCUCCUCCACUAUACAGAACGUGUUGAUGCGCUAUGCAGACGCCCACAACCUGUCGGUGGCGCUGCCCUACUCCGGCGUCUACCUGGAUGCCGUCGCUGAAGGACAAAGCCUGAAGGUGAAGAAACUAAAGGAUUCCCCUUUCGCCCCUCCUUCAGGAAGGUACCAUUUCCUCAUCCAUCACACCAGACUCAACGUCCGAGCCAUCCAGCAGCUGACGUAUGACGACUCUGUGUGGGUAACCAUCGUGCGGGAGCCGUCAGCGGUGUUUGAGUCCAUGUUCCAUUAUUACCACCUCCACAAGUUCUAUGGCUCCACCUUUGACCACCUUAUCUGGAAGCUGGAGGGCAAUGCAGGAAGCAAGGCAAAAUUCAAGAACGCUAACAGCAGGUAUAUGGGAAGGCUGGGCAAAAACCAGAUGACCUGGGACCUGGGACUUGACGACCUGGACAUGCGACAGGAGUCAUUGCUGAAGGAAGCCAUCAGGAUCCUCGACCAGAACUUCCAUCUUGUAAUGGUGGCGGAGCGCAUGGACGAGUCUCUGGUGCUGAUGAAACACUUGCUGUGUUGGGGAGACGAUGACGUGGUGGCCAUGGCUCGAAACGUGCGCAGGGACCGUUACCGAAGCUACCUCAGCGAGCACUCGGUCAACACGCUCGAGCACUUUAACGCUGCUGACGUCAAACUUUACGCCUUCUUCAAGGAGAGGUUUGAUAAACAUAUAGAGGCCUUCGGUCGCAGUCGUAUGGAGGAGGAGGUCGCUACUCUGAGAGAACUGAGAGACAAGGUGUGGAAGGAGUGUGGGCUGAGGGAGGCGGACAUUACAACCUUCGCGAAGCGUCGCUCAUACAGUGACAAGGAGCGUCAUCUGGUGGUCCAGUACAAGACGCAUCACAAUGGCUCCACCAGGCUACGGAAAUUCUGCAAUGAUCUGAUCCGCCCCAGCACGGAGUACACACAGAAGCUACGGUGGAAGCAGUACAGCCGCUAUCACCACACCAACAACAACCCCUGGAACCUCACAUGGUCCUCCUACGGCAAGAAGAAGAAGAAGACGUCGAGGAGAGCGUCGGUCACCGGCAGGAGGAACCACGCCAAGGGAAGUCGCCCCAACAAUGAUGGGAUCUUUCUCAACCAUCCUCACAACACUCCUGCAACGAGUAUCAUAACGACUACAGAACAAGAACUAACGCCAUAAUUUAGCUGAUGUGUAUAUUGAGCUAUUUUUUUCCCGGUAGUUACGCACUAUAGGAUAUGUAUAAUACAGUACAGAUUCUGUGCAUUUCUAACGUCAUUUUGGUUGUGUUGUAGAGUAAACACGUAUACAUUUUCACAUCAUUGAUGAACCUGAACGAGCCCUUUUUGUCAGUAGACUAGUAUGCGAAAUGGGGAUAUAUAUAUUUUUGAAUGGCAAAGGAUAAAUCAUCAUACUUAGCAUGUUAAAUGUGGUCAUUUUCAUUAUUCUUACGACUGAUAUUAGUGAUUUAUUAUUAUUAUUAUUAUUAUUAUUAUUAUUAUUAAUACUUCUUUCGACAAACAGGCCAUAUCCCACCAAGGCAGGGUGUCUCAAAAAGAAAAACAAAAGUUUCUCUUUUUAACUUGAGUAAUGUAUACAGAAGGGGUUACUAGCUCUUUGCUCCCGGCAUGUUAGUCGCCUCUUACGACACACAUGGCUUACCGAGGAAGAAUUCUGUUCCACUUCCCCCGAGGUACAAUUUUAACUUCUCAGUAUUUUUAGUUAUAAAUUUUCUUUGCAAAAACUUUAAUUACUAUUAUAUAUAUCAAGUUUUUUUUAUCAUCCUAACUAUAGAAUAACCAAACUUCCUAAAAAGUCUAUAUAUGAGUGUUUGUAUGUUUGUACAUGUAUGUGUAAAUAAAAGCAUAAAACUAUAUAAAAGUCAAUAGUAUAUGUAUAUGGAGUACUUGUAGUACACACACACACACUAAAAAUCAAAACUUUUCUGUACAUUAUAUUAACUGGCAUUAUACUCUAUAAAUUGUUUUUCCUACACAACGAUAUUAACUAAUUUUAUGUCUUCGACGAUAGUAUUUCCACAAAUCAACCCGACAGUCGAUACUAAUAGCCAUUUUUUUAAAUGCAUCACAUUAGUAAUUACAGAACUACGUUAAGUUCUCAGUCUUUUGAAAACAUGAGAAGCCCAGAGAAUCUGUCUCGGAUAUAUUAGAUAAAAAGUUAUAAGCAUAACUAUAAUUUUUAAAGGGGUGGACCGGUAAACCAGUGGAAGGCCUCGGUCAGAUGACCGAAAGCUCCACUGCGGGUCAUCAUGUGACUAAAACCCACGUCAGGAAACACCUCUCCUGUUUCCUGACGAACUUGCUUAACCUGUCUCAGAUAUUACCCACGAAUUUACUAACUCGAGGAAGUAAUGUAUCUGUGCCUCCGUGUUCUAUUCACAAGUGACCCGCACUUAGGAGAGGAAACUUACAACGUUUCGAUCCAGGACUGGCCGAAAUGUCGUCAUAAGUUUCCUAAAUGAGGGUUAUCCGUGAAUUGUUCCAGCCACGGUAUUGUGACUUUCUGGAGAGUUCUCGAUAGCAACCUAGUCUAGUAUUUCCUCGGUUCUUCCUCUAUUUUUUUUGUAUUUCCAUCUUUUUCUUUAUUAUCUUUGCAUACCUAUAUUUUUGUUCGAUUCAAUGUGCUCGUGGCUCAACUGAUAGCGGCCUCAGCUCACACACCGAGGAACCGGAUUUCGAUCCCCAACGAGUGUAAAUGUUGGGCGUUUUUCUUACACUUGCUGCCUCUGUUUACCUAGCAGUAAAUAGGUAUCUGGGUGUUAUUCGACCGGUGUGGGUCGCAUUUUGGUGGAAAUAAUUAAAGGACCCCAAUGAAAGUAAGCCAGUCUGAUGACAUGGCUUUACUGGGUUAUCCUAUUACUAAUCCUCUGGGUUAAUAAUCCCAACAAAAUCUACAUAUUUUUUUAUCUAGUCUCUCUAUAUACAUAUUUGUUCUUGUAUUAUCUACAUUAUCUUUUAAAGUAUUCUAUCUAUUCCUAUAUUUUCUUGUAUUAUCUCUGCAUUCCUAUAUUUAACUUUAUUCUCUGCACCCUUAUCUUUUCUGUUAUCUCUAUUUUUUUCUGUUUCACUUGUGUCUCUAUAUUCCUAUUUUUUUUCUGUUCCGUAUGUCUUCCAGUACUUUUUUCCACCAUUCUCUGUGUAUUCUUAUAAUUUUCCUAUGCAUUCAUAUCUCUUACUGUUAUCCCUGUCUCUCUGUCCCAAGUAAAAGCCUUAUCAUUGCCUACAUUUUAUAUAUAUAUGAGAAAAUAAAAGGUUGUAGAAUCUCAUGCCAUGUAGCAAAAUAGUGGUAAGACUACAGUAAACACAUACAAAUGGCAGCUCUACACUUAGGGAGGAAUAUUAUACUGAUAUUAAUAAAAUGUGGCAAUGAG